Centruroides sculpturatus (bark scorpion) is the source of this 1527-nucleotide messenger RNA. RefSeq names its product zinc finger BED domain-containing protein 4-like. The coding region runs from base 1 to 1527 and encodes 508 amino acids. The record is from RefSeq and is a predicted model, not a curated record. Gene Ontology annotation, molecular function: DNA binding. The transcript has a single exon. Lineage: Eukaryota; Metazoa; Arthropoda; Arachnida; Scorpiones; Buthidae.
AUGAAUAAAAGAAGUAAAAUCAGUUCGGUGUGGUCCCACUUUACUAUCCUAAAUAACGAAUUAAAGUUAGCCGAAUGCGAUAUCUGCGCAAAAAAAUUAAGUUACCAUUCGACAAUCACGAAUCUAAAAAAGCAUUUAAGCAGAAAGCACCCGGCAAUCAAUUUGGAAGCACUCCAUAAAAAUGAAGAUGGCGUCGUCGUAUCUACGUCUACAUCGAGUAAUAACCACGUCGAGACUUCCCGUUUGCACGAAUUUAAUAAAUUUAGCAAUAGAAGGAAGCAAAGAUUUUCCUCAUCUCUAAUUCCGCAAAGGAAUUUUAUCGAUAAAAAAUUGUUGAAUUUAUUUAUAAUCGAUUUACAACCGUUUUCUAUUGUCGAAGGGAGGGGUUUUGCCCAGUUUAUCAAAGCAUUAGACCCAAAUUACGAAUUACCAAAGAAGAAAGUUAUAACUCAAACUAUAAUACCUACACUCUACAAGCAAUGUCUGCAUAAAGUUACAGAGAAAUUAAGUAUGGCGAAAGCAGUUUGCUUAACAUUUGACAGUUGGACAUCCGAGAACAAUGAGCCGUAUCUUUCAUUAACGGCCCAUUACAUAACGGAUGAAUUUCAGUUCCAAUCGAUGUUAUUAGGUUGCAUUCUACAAGAUGGAUCCUAUUUGGCAGAAGAGAUUCGAUCUAUUGUAGAGAAAUUUAAUUUAUCCGAUAAAAUUUUGAUCGUGGUAAGCGAAGAUGUGGCUAAUUUAAGAACUGUGGCGCAACAAUUGAAUUGGGAAUGGUUCUGUUGUUACGCCCAUACAUUAAAUUCAAUUUUGCAAAAUUCUCUACAACAUAUUGGGCCAUUAUUAAAGAAAAUUAGACAGAUUGUCGGUUACGUUAAAAGGAAUAUUAUAACAAUAUCCCAUUCUUCAACCUGUCAACAAGAAACUUCAGCUGGUGAGAAGCUAAUCCACGAUGAUGUCGGUAGGUGGAAUUCCACUUAUUACAUGGUGGAAAGAUUUGUGGAAUUAAGGGAAAUUGUGGCAACUUUGUUCAAUGAACAUGUGCCACUCCUUACAGAAGAGGAAUGGGGAAUAUGCAAACAGGUUCUUAAAAUAUUGAAACCUUUCGAAGAAGUUACGGUUCAACUCUGUCGAGAACAAUACGUAAUGGCAAGCCAAAUAAUUAUAUUUACAAAUGGUUUAAUCUCCGUAUGUACCGAAUUAAUGGAACAAAAUUUCGAUCGCACGGUUAAAAAUGUUCUCAAUAGUUUGUUGCACGAUCUUUCCACAAGAUUUUCAAGUUUAGAAAAUAAUAAAAAUAUUGCUUUGUGCUCUUUUCUGGAUCCUCGAUUUAAAUUGUUAGCUUUUAGUGACAGGAGUGCCACUGACGAAGUAAAAAAGACAGUAGUGGAAUUAGUUGCGGGAGAGACAAAUAAAGGAAAGACUGAUUUGAUACUAGAAGAGGAGGAACCAGAAAAUGGGGAUAAUGAAUUUUCUGUGUGGAAGAAUUUUGAUAUGCUGUCAUCUAAAGUGAAAUCAACAGGUAAAUAA